Eupeodes corollae is the source of this 1227-nucleotide messenger RNA. It is a transcript of the gene Jhbp12, whose product is annotated as protein takeout. The record is from RefSeq and is a predicted model, not a curated record. The coding region runs from base 229 to 981 and encodes 250 amino acids. NCBI's taxonomy places the organism in Eukaryota, Metazoa, Arthropoda, Insecta, Diptera, Syrphidae. The transcript has 4 exons.
AACAUCCAUUUCAGACUCUAGUUAUAAUUUAAAGCGAGAACUUUGCGCUUUAACAUUUCCGUUGCGGCAGGCAUCACGCGCAAAACUUUUUUGUGGUGGCUCAACGAACAUUUGACUGAAAAGAGUUGAAGUGUAAACAUUGUGAUUUUAAUUUCAAUCAAACUUCAAGUGAUUACAAAAUUUUAAAAUCCAUCUGUGAUACGAGAAAAAUAAAUUAAAUUAAAUAAAAUGAUUGAUAAGAAAUCAGCAAAUAGUGUCGUGGUAUUUUUCAUCCUGUGCAUUGGAUUUGUGACCAGCAUUGACUUGCCUGACACAUUUUUGAAAUGCCAGAGAGAUGAAAACUUUGACAAGUGUCUGGUGGAAGCAGUAAACAAGGCGCUACCAAUUUUGAAAGAUGGAAAUGAAGAGUUUGGUAUUCCUGUCCUUGAACCUUUGGAAGUGAAGAGCUUGGUUGUUGAUGCUGGCACUCCUCCUAUUAACCUCAAACAAACUCUCAAGGAUGUUAAGAUCUAUGAUUUAAUUAGUACCAGUAGAGUCACCAAAUACCGAACUGAUUUGGAUAAAUAUCUGAUAAUUUGUGACAGUAAAACAGACAGAAUGCAAAUCUUCGGCGAUUACACAAUGACCGGAAGGAUAUUACUAUUGCCAAUCACAGGAAACGGAAAAGCAAACAUUACUUUGGUCAACACCAAAAUUGAACAUCGUUUAAUUGGUGAACCCUACGAAAAAGAUGGCGUCAAAUAUAUGAAAUUGAAAGAUUACAAAAUUGAAUUCCAUCCAAAACGUGUCUACAUGAAUUUUGAAAAUCUAUUCAAUGAUAAAACUCUCUCGGAAACAAUGAACAGAUUCUUAAAUGAUAAUUGGGAGACAGUUUUUAGUGAGCUGAAAAUUGGCUAUCAAAAGAAUAUGGGAAAGAUCUUUAGAGAUUUGUCCAAUAAGAUCUUUACAAAAGUACCUUUUGAUAGAAUAUUUUUAAGUUAAGUAAUUUAUUUGUAUAACAUAAUUGGAAUUAAGUUGUUCCAAUUAAAUAUUUUGUAUAAUACUUAAUUUUACUAUUUCUUACAAGUAAGAAAUCACAUUGUCAUUGUUGUUCAUCGUUAUUAAAUAAGAAGUAUUAGGCACGAGAGAUAUUUUAUACUCUUAUCAUCAUUAUCACUUUAUUUUAAGAUAAAAUAAUUUAAACAAAAUGUGUUGGCUGAAGAAAUAUAAAUUGUUUAUGAAGUUUAA